GUCCAGGAUCUUCAUGAACCUCUGAGGAAUAAAAUGGAAACUCUCGUAAGCUAUGGAGUCACUUACCUAAUAACGAACAAUUCAACUCUAGCAACCCUAGUUGCUGCAGUCUACGGACUCUACCUCAAAUCAUCCACGAAGCGUCUCUCUGUCCGCGCGAUUCUACUAUGUCAAUUACCGGAUUAUUCCUUGACCAAAUCAGAUAUCGACGCAUUCUUAUCUAGAUCUUAUGGGGGCGAUAGUUGCGAGUGGUCAUGUACAUGCACUAGCAUUGACGAAAACUACGAAGGACCAGCACUGAAAGCUGUUCAUAUUAGCCUCGAGCACGAAAGCAUGCUAUAUGAUGAUUCGCUUCGUGAGCUUCCAAUUCGUCAACUAUGCAGUAAGCUGGUUGGCCUGCAUACGUUCAAAGAUCAUCGCUUCCGGAUUGUACCUGAACGGGCGGGCGAGGAUCUAGAUGAUAUCGGUCGGGCUUUUGGUAGCUGUCUUGUAUUGAUGCAUUUGAAGGACAUCUAUGAAAGAUGCUCUGGCCAAGAUGCGAAUGACGAUGAACGCUACUCGGAUGAAAGGAUUCUUUCUUUUCUGCAGAAGUUCACAGACGAGUAUGGAGCAUAUAUUGAGUCUCUAUCAGAUGAAAAGGUCUUUGAGAUUCUUGGGAUUAUCGAAGAUCCAAAGUUCGGAUGGAUGCUCAGUGAGCUGAAGAAAAGGCUCAUUAGAUCUAAUCAUGCCAUCAUGAGGAAGCAAUGCCUGAUCAUGGAGUAUUUAAAGCUCGAGGUCGGUUUUCGUGAAUUGAAGUGGACAGGGCAGCCCGCUGAAGAAAAGGUUUCGCCGUUCCCAUACACCAGUAACAAGCCAAACAGGCUUUCGCAUGAUAGGAAUCAUCUUCUGAACGACCCAGCCCUCCCGGACAGGCCCGGGGUGUCGAAACAUCUUCGGAACGCCAGACUGGUAGAACAAAGGGGCAACGCACGCGGAUUGCCAAUCUAUUAUGCUUGUGAUAUCAUGGGUGUUAGGGUCCACGUAUACAUUGUCCAGAUGAAGAUCUGGGUGCCACAGGAUAUUUGA
Molecule: messenger RNA, 1065 nt
Organism: Aspergillus pseudotamarii
Lineage: Eukaryota; Fungi; Ascomycota; Eurotiomycetes; Eurotiales; Aspergillaceae
Exons: 7
Coding region: 34-1065 (343 amino acids)
Source: RefSeq, a predicted model, not a curated record